Molecule: messenger RNA, 1871 nt
Organism: Nematolebias whitei (Rio pearlfish)
Lineage: Eukaryota; Metazoa; Chordata; Actinopteri; Cyprinodontiformes; Rivulidae
Gene: slc5a8l
Product: solute carrier family 5 member 8, like
Exons: 15
Coding region: 1-1809 (602 amino acids)
Biological process (GO): propanoate transmembrane transport; sodium ion transport
Cellular component (GO): membrane
Molecular function (GO): organic acid:sodium symporter activity
Source: RefSeq, a predicted model, not a curated record
AUGGCUGGAACAGGCGGCCCAGUGGCCACUUUCUCUGUCUGGGAUUAUGUGGUGUUUGCCGGAACAAUUCUGUUUGCUGCUGGAAUUGGCCUUUUCCAAGCCAUCCGGGGUCGCAAGGAGACCAGCAGUGCCGAGUUUUUGUUAGGGGGACGACAAAUGACAGCCGUACCAGUGGCCAUGUCGCUAACAGCCAGCUUCAUGUCUGGCAUCACAGUCAUUGGCACACCUGCUGAGGCUUACCGGUUUGGUACUGCCUUCUGGCUCUUUGGUUUCGCGUACGCCAUCAUGUCUGCCAUCACCGCUGAAAUCUUCGUUCCUCUUUUCUACCGACUGGGGAUCACCAGUGCCUAUGAGUACCUGGAGCUGCGAUUCAACCGGCUUAUACGGCUAAUUGGAACAUCAAUGUACAUCGUGCAGACGGCUCUGUACACCGGCUUAGUUAUCUAUGCUCCAGCUCUUGCACUAAACCAAAUCACUGGGCUGGAUCUGUGGGGAGUGCUGGUGGCUACAGGAGCAGUGUGCAUUGUUUACUGUACUUUGGGUGGUCUGAAGGCGGUCAUCUGGACAGAUGUGCUGCAGAUGGUAAUCAUGCUGGCAGGAUUUGUGGCUGUUAUUGCCAGAGGAGCUGUGAUACAGGGAGGUCUGACGAGGAUUUGGGAAGACGCUGGUGAAGGAGGCCGACUGGAUGCUUUUGACUUUGACCCAGAUCCUCUGAAGCGACAUACUUUCUGGACCAUUGUAGUUGGUGGAAGCAUAAUGUGGGUGUCUAUUUACUCAAUCAAUCAGUCUCAGGUGCAGCGCUACAUCUCCUGCAAAACCUUAGGACAUGCCAAGAUGUCUUUGUAUGUGAACAUGGUUGGUUUGUGGGUCACCGUGAGUCUGGCUGUUUUUUCAGGCCUCACCAUGUACUCUAUUUACAAGAACUGUGACCCACUUUCAAAUGGUGAUAUAACGACCCCAGACCAGCUGCUGCCCUACCUUGUGAUGGAUAUUCUGGCAGACUAUCCUGGAAUCCCAGGGCUGUUUGUGGCUGCAGCAUAUAGUGGUACCCUGAGCACGGUGUCCUCCAGCAUUAACGCUCUUGUUGCCGUCACUGUGGAAGACUUCAUUUUUCCUCUGUGCAAAAAUCUCACAGCCAAGCAAGUGACCUGGAUGAACAUGGGUCUGAGUGUGUUCUUUGGAGCGUUGUGUAUUGGCAUGGCUGGGGUUGCUUCAGUGAUGGGAAGUGUUCUGCAGGCAGCUCUGUCCAUAUUUGGUAUGAUCAGUGGUCCUCUUCUUGGUCUCUAUCUACUAGGCAUGCUUUUCCGCACAUCAAAUUCAAUAGGAGGACUUUCAGGAAUGAUCAUCGGCCUUGUGUUGACUUUGUGGGUGGGGAUCGGAGGCCAGAUUUACCCACCGACAGAUGACAAGACGAAUCCUCUGCCCCUCAGCACUGCAGGCUGCAACAAAACAUUGGAGCAAAGCACAACAGCGACACCCUGGACCACUGCACAACCUGCUUUCAGGCCUCCUAUAGCAGACUCCUGGUACUCUCUGUCAUACGUCUACUUUUCUUUGCUCGGCAUGCUGACCACAAUGAUAUCUGGCCUGCUGUUAAGCAUGAUCACAGGUGGAUGCAAGCAAGAAAAGCUGAACUCUGAUCUGUUUGUCAAGAAGAGUGAUUUGCUAUGCUUCACCUGUUCCAGUAAAUCAAAGGGAUCAAACGACAUACAAAAAGCUUCAGCAGACCUUCACAUGGGAGUGGACAACUCAGCGUUUACGGACAUCGACGCGACAAGCAAAGAAUUUGAAAAGGCCACAAAGUUGUAACACCGUUGUAAUUACUUUCAUUCUAUAAAUGCAUAAAAUGCACAACCUUUUGUAUAAACAAG